UAAACAAAUUAAAAUUGUAUUAAAUGUGUACGUUUGAAAUACAAGGCGAAUGCAGAAGACUUUUAAAGGAAGAUUUCAACAAAUCAUGCCAAGAUUUAGCAAUUUACCUUCUGGGAAAAACUUUAGCUCGAAAAUUAAAAAGUGGAGAAAUUUUAAAAGGGCAAAUAGUCGAGACAGAAUGUUAUUUAGGUGGUGAAGAUAAAGCUUCGCAUUCUUAUAACGGCAAUAUAGAACCAGGCGCUGUAGUUUUACUUAGGGCCUUAGAACCCAGGUUGGGGAUAAACAUUAUGGAAAAUUACAGAAUUCUAGGAACAAAAAGAAAAAAUCAAGUCACAGGAAUUAAGUCCGUUAAUCUCUGUAACGGGCCUUCAAAACUGUGUAUUGCUAUGAAUAUAACGAAACAAAAUGCGAACAAGUUAGAUUUAACAGAUUUGUUAAAUGAUCGGCUGUGGAUAGAAGAUGGCCCUUCUAUAAAUGGGGGACGUAUUGUAAAUUCUACUCGAAUUGGAAUUGGACCAUCUGCUGAAGAAUGGGUCUUAAAACCUCUAAGGUAUUAUAUCUUGACUAAUAAGAGUGUUAGUAAAAGAGAUAAAAAUGCCGAGGGACAUAUUUGCAGCAAAUAA
Molecule: messenger RNA, 623 nt
Organism: Anoplophora glabripennis (Asian longhorned beetle)
Lineage: Eukaryota; Metazoa; Arthropoda; Insecta; Coleoptera; Cerambycidae
Product: probable DNA-3-methyladenine glycosylase
Exons: 3
Coding region: 24-623 (199 amino acids)
Biological process (GO): base-excision repair
Molecular function (GO): alkylbase DNA N-glycosylase activity; DNA binding
Source: RefSeq, a predicted model, not a curated record